Messenger RNA from Cydia splendana, 663 nucleotides. RefSeq lists its product as uncharacterized. The coding region runs from base 1 to 663 and encodes 220 amino acids. The transcript has 3 exons. The record is from RefSeq and is a predicted model, not a curated record. Lineage: Eukaryota; Metazoa; Arthropoda; Insecta; Lepidoptera; Tortricidae.
AUGGGUUAUAUCCGUGAUCUAGUUCUAAAUUUUCUGCACAACUAUUUGCCUCUGAAUACUAUCUUAUUUAUUCGUGCAAUUUUUGGCCAUUAUUUCAGCUAUACCUCUAAAACGUUAUACUUGACUACCCUAAAAAUAUAUUGCAGUGUUCUAUCCUUCAUUGUUCCAUUGAUAUUACAUUAUAUUGGAAACUCGAAUUAUGGUGCUCUUUGGAUAUUACUUUUUGAGUAUUUCAUCAGUAUUUGGAUAACUCUCAUAGUUGAAAACGAUUGUUUUAUAAAAUAUAUGACUUGUAUCCAACGUGCAGAUCCAACCCUCGAACUCCCUUCGAAGUUAGAAAGCUUCCGGCUAUACAUCAAUUGGAAGGUUUAUCAAUGCGAUAUAAUAUCCGCAUGGGUGAUAGUUUCUAUUCCGGCAGUCUUGAUAGAACUGAUCCACAUGGAAGUUGAUCAUAUUUCAUUGAUACUAAGAAUCCAGUAUUCCAAAUGUAACGAUCUAAAUGCACGAGCCGCCAUUUCAAAAGGCAUUCGUUUCCUAAAGCUGCGGCCGUUCAAGUUCCACAUCUGGCGCGUCAUACCGAUCGACAGUUCGCUGCCGAUCAACUUCAUCACUCUUGUAUUCACUUACAGUAUAUUAAUUUUACAGGUGAACAAAAUCCUUUAA